CCAUUGUUGCUCCCCCCCCUCGUCCAUCUUAAACAAGUUCUCUCGGCCGAAGGGUCGUCACUAAACCAUCGCAAAGAAAAGAACAUAAGGAAGGAAUCACUGAAGGAUCGUCAUCACAAUGCCCCUACCAGAAGCCUCACCCCUGAACAUCUAUCUCGGCAGUAACGCGCUAAUCUCCCUCUCGACGGCCUACUUCUACCUAACCUCGCCAGCACCCUCGAUCGUGAAACUCGGCGGCAAGCCCUCACCCACCUCCACAGUCCUAACCCAACUCCUAGCCUCGGGCGAAGCCUUGAUUUCUUACAUCUGCUUAGAGGGCCUAUUCUCCUCCAGUAGUGAGAUGCGCGCCAUGGUGGUACGCGGGGUGGGCAUCUACACGCUCAUCCACAUGGGCACAUUUUGGUGGGGUCACAAGAAGCACGUCAAGAAUCCCAAGGGCGCCGGCACGUUCGUGGGCGGACUGGUGUUGGGCGCUGGGGUGGGUGUUUGGUGGGGAGUUCUGAGGAGGGAGGGGUUGCCGGCGUUUAUGUAGAUAGGGAUGGGGAAUUGCAGGGGGGGAGGGAGAUUAUGGGGUAUUCCAUGGGCUUAAUGGUGAUGAUGGUGGUGUGUUGUAUUAUCGUGACAAUUGUAUUCGAUGUUUUGGCUUGUUGUUUAAAAGUCUUUUGUAGGGUAUGAUAUAACGUUACUUGUUUAGUGCCCACCCGACGGGCUGCGGGGAAAACACUUUUUUUCUUCCUUCCCCUUCUUCGACUACCGGUAUGAUACCAACUUCCACCCCGCCACCGCGGUCCUUCGGUGGAUGGAUGUGUUAUCUACCACACUUUACCGGGCAUGCUUUUCUUUUCUUUUUCCCCCACUCCUAUCACGGGAAAAAGGAUCAAGUAUUUCUACGGCGUUGGACAUAAUAAUUACGGUAGCUCUUCUUCUUGGUUAUUCCUUUUUAUACCGGGAUCAGGUCUGUGAAUGGCGCAUUUGAUUGGGCUGGAGGUUCUGUAUGUAUCGGUUUU
Tuber melanosporum (Perigord truffle) is the source of this 1007-nucleotide messenger RNA. RefSeq lists its product as uncharacterized. The transcript has 2 exons. The record is from RefSeq and is a predicted model, not a curated record. The coding region runs from base 119 to 532 and encodes 137 amino acids. Lineage: Eukaryota; Fungi; Ascomycota; Pezizomycetes; Pezizales; Tuberaceae.